AUGGCAAGGAAUAGAACUUGUACUUAUUGUGUUGGUUGCGUGAAGGUUAGUCGGAUAAUCACAUUUUCCAAAAUCUAAUAAAAUUCUGUUUUUUUUUUUCAGAUUUCAUCUUCAUCAGCACCUUCACCAACUUUUACUGCCAGUUUUGGCAUCGACAAGAAUGAGGGAUCGAAAAAGUCGGAUGGAAAGUCGGGAAAGAAGGAUGAAAAGUCAGAAAAGAAAGCGAAAAAGGAUGAGAAAUCGAAAAAGAUGGAAAGAGAAAAAGCAAAAAGCGUGUUGGAUCUUUGGAUAAAGAUGGAUUGUUGA
Messenger RNA from Caenorhabditis angaria, 306 nucleotides. NCBI's taxonomy places the organism in Eukaryota, Metazoa, Nematoda, Chromadorea, Rhabditida, Rhabditidae. The record is from the annotation of a GenBank genome assembly.